Talaromyces atroroseus is the source of this 852-nucleotide messenger RNA. RefSeq lists its product as hypothetical. The record is from RefSeq and is a predicted model, not a curated record. NCBI's taxonomy places the organism in Eukaryota, Fungi, Ascomycota, Eurotiomycetes, Eurotiales, Trichocomaceae. The coding region runs from base 1 to 852 and encodes 283 amino acids. The transcript has a single exon. Gene Ontology annotation, molecular function: phosphatidylglycerophosphatase activity.
AUGGCCCCCCUAAAUACGAACCUACAAGCCUUCAAUCUGAGCGUGUCAACCCUGCUCAAAAACCCAUCCCAUUUCCUGCCCAACUUCACAAUCUCGACGUUCCUCGACUUCCCCGAACAGAUUGGGAGUCAUCUACUUCCGUCUUCUGCAUCGCCAAUAUCAACAACAACAAAACCAAAAAAUGCAGACAACGAAAAACCCAAAAGGACACCAAAAAUCUCCGCCCUCGUCCUUGACAAAGACAACACCCUCUGCGCCCCCAACACAAUCGCAAUACCAGGCGCAUACAUGCGCAAGCUAGAGCAGCUGCGAACAUCGCCUACGUCGCCCUUCAAUCUGCACACGAAUCCGCAUGGGGUCCUGAUCGUGUCGAAUACUGCGGGCAGUCGGCCCGGCUCGAAGCGGUACGAAAACGAGGCUAGCGACUUGGAGGAUCGCCUGCAGCAUUUGAGGAUUCCUGUGUUUCGGGUUGUGGCGCCAGCGCCAGCACCAGCACCAGCAGCAGGGGCAGGAGCAGAGGCACAGGCGGGAAUGGGGACAGGCGCUAGAAGGAAACCAUUCUGUGGACCGGAUGUUCUUGCGUGGUUUCGCGAACGAGGUGUGGUGCAGAGUGCAGAUGAAAUUGUCGUGGUUGGUGAUCGGUUGGGUACGGAUACGCUGAUGGCAGCGCAAAUGGGGGCGUGGAGUGUGUGGUGCAAGGACGGGGUGAGGCAUGGUACUGCUGACGAUGGGCGGCAGAUUGACGUGGAUUAUAGAGGGUUUCUGGCCAAGGUUGAGACGCUGCUGGAGAAGUAUUUGCGUGAGAAUAAAAAGGUGAGGCCUCGCGUGCCUCCGGGGUGGGAGUGUGUAUAG